Messenger RNA from Rhincodon typus (whale shark), 5798 nucleotides. Its product is annotated as zinc finger protein OZF-like. The coding region runs from base 920 to 2095 and encodes 391 amino acids. NCBI's taxonomy places the organism in Eukaryota, Metazoa, Chordata, Chondrichthyes, Orectolobiformes, Rhincodontidae. Gene Ontology annotation, biological process: regulation of immune system process; negative regulation of transcription by RNA polymerase II; regulation of cytokine production. The transcript has 2 exons. The record is from RefSeq and is a predicted model, not a curated record.
UCACUAGGAAUAUACCCAGUGUCUCAGUUAUUUCUUUCCUCCAUUCUGCGUCCUGUCCACUAGACGUAAAUAUUUGCAUAAAAAGUCAGAGUGUAGACUGAGGGAAAGAAUGGAGGUUUGUACGAACUUUACACUAUCAAAUGUUCACGAACGUUCAGAUCAGUCUGAUUCUGCAGUGGGGCUAUCAGGAAGGGCAAAAAGGAGAAUUGCCGAAAGAGGGCCUGUUUAAUCGGUGCUUUGUGCUGAACUGUUUUACUGCUGCUCAGUGAAGCAUUCCCUUCCUGAUGGGCUCUUACUGAAAAUGAGACUGAAAUGAAAAUGAGAAAAAGUGAUUAUCUGGGAGUUGCAGGGUCUGAGAAUUCUUGCUGGUGUUGAGAAACCAUCUACAGUGAGAGACAGAGGAAGUCCUGCUGCAAGUGGAAGUCUCAUCUUGUCCAGCUCCUUUUAAAAUAAGGAUCAGACUGGACUAAAUAACGUUCGGUACAGAAAAAAUUACAGGAAGGACAAAAACUGCAGUGCAUCCAGAUCAUCAAAGAAUGGCUCUACAGCAAAAUCAUCUUCUGAAAAUCAUUCAGUCAAGAGAACUGAACUUCAAUGCAUUAUAGGAAGCAAAACUAAUUAUCACUAUUGAGCACCUCUCCAAAACCAAUGUUUCAAAAGCCAGGGUGAGCUUUGAGUUUACUUAUUCCAGAGGGCAAAGGGACUUGUAUGAACAUAGUUGCACAAGCACUGACUUUCACACACAACUGAUAAAAUUCUUGAAACAUUGGCACAUCCAUUAAGGUAAGAAUCUACUAAAAUCUGAACUGAGGAAGUAGCUUCAACCAUUCUUUUGACUGGACACUCAAAACUAAGUCCAGUAACCAGCAAGAGGUGGGAGAAGAGAUUCUCACACUGUCAGACUUCCUAACACAGGUAUAUGGGAACAGGCAAGAAGGAAUUCAGUUGUAAGGAUUUGAAGUCACAGUGUGGUUGUCAACAUAUGUACAGGUACAUGGGAGAGAAACCAUACAAGUGUGACGUCUGUGGCUGGCCCUUUGCACAGGCGUCUGGCCUUGUGGAACACCUACGCAUUCACGCAGGUGAGAAACCAUUCAAAUGUGAAGUGUGUGGCAAUUCCUUUGCACAAGCAUCUACCCUCCUGCAACACUGGCGGAUACAUACAGGUGAGAAACCAUUCAAGUGCAAAGUUUGUGGGAAAGCCUUCUUAAAGCAGUCACACCUUGUGGAACAUCACCGCACUCACACAGGAGAGAAACCGUUCAAGUGCAACAUUUGUGCCAAAGGUUUUGUGACGUCCUCGCGCCUACUAGAACACCAGCGGACCCACACAGGUGAGAAGCCCUUCAGGUGUGAGAAUUGUGACAAAGCUUUCACACUUUCCUCAUUACUUUUGAAACAUCAGCGCACUCAUGCCACUGAGAAACCAUUCAAGUGCGAAGUUUGUAGCAAAGCUUUUACGAAGCCAUUGAGCCUCCGGGUACACAAAUGCAUCGGGAAAGACACAAAGCCCUUCUGGUGCGCAGUUUGCAAAAAAACUUUCUGCAACUCAUCGUACCUUCGUGUUCAUCAACGCAUGCAUACGGGAGAAAGACCAUUUCGAUGUGAAUACUGUAACAAGUGUUUCACGCAGUCAUCAAGUCUCCAACAACACCAGCGUAUCCACACACAGGAGAGACCAUUCAGGUGUGAGAUUUGCAACAAAGAUUUCUGCAACUCCUCUUACCUGCGUGUACACCAACGAGGCCAUACAGAUGAGAGACCAUUCAGGUGUGAGAUUUGUAAUAAAGAUUUCUGCAGCUCAGCAUACCUUGUGGUACAUCAGCGUAUCCACACCGGUGACAAACCAUUCAGGUGUGAGGCUUGCGACAAAGCUUUCUUGAGCUCUUCAUACUUCCUGAAACACCAGUGUGUCCCAACGUCUGAUAAACCGUUCAAAUGUGAGUUUUGCAAUAAAGGUUUCACACAAUUAUCAGACCUCACAAAACACCAGCAUACCCACACAGGGGACAGACGAUUCCAGUGCAAUAGCUGCCAAAACUGCUUCACUUACUCCUCCUCUCUAGAAAUACAUAACUGUACCAAUUUGGGAUAAAAACUGUUCCACUACCAAGUUCCUUCCGUUACAAAGUACUGUGCAUCAAAACAGGGUGAAAAACAUUGUUUUACAUUCUAUACAGGCAGAUCAUACCAUAUAAAGUACAUCAGGGUAAUAGGACAAUGUGCAGAAUACAAUGUUGCAAGCUGCAAAGAAGGUGCAAAGAGAGAUCAAUAUUAAAAUUUGAGAGGUCUGUUCAAAGAUCUGAAAGCAGCUUCAAAGAAUUAUCCAAGUUUCUUGUCCAUACUCCUCACCCUCACCCAGAACCACUGCAACUAUACUGUGAGAAGAGCAGAAUUUCCAGUGCGGAUGUCAUCUCUCAAACUUCAGGAACAUCUAGCAUUGCUUCCCAUCUGUGUAUCCACAGCAGUAAGAAACUGUGGAGGUGCACCAUUUUCAGGGCAGCCAUGUACCAAAGUGACCAGUUCAUCCACAAAGGCAAAACUUCAAACAGUAAUGUCUGUAUAGUGACAAAUUGUAAUGGUACCUUUCCAAGCAUUAUUCAAAAACAAAUAAAUCUAUUCCAAUGCAUUAUUUUACAAGAACAUGUCAUGUCAUAUGCUUGCAUGAGAUGCAUUUCUUGCAGGUAUUUGGAUUUCCAGUUAUGAGUCUUUGUUAUGCUCUUACUUGACAAACCAUUUUUUCAAAAAGAAAAUAAUGUGCAAAAGAACACAAGUGUCAGGGUUGUACUUAAAUGCCAAAGACAAUCUUUAAUAUACAAGGUUUAAAAAGUGGAACAACUUACUAUGUAUUUGUAUAGCUCGUGUUGCAACAUUCAGAAUUAAAGUGAGAUACAUAUGAGUUAACAAAUUGUCAUCAAUAACCCCAUAGGCUGCACUUUAAAUGGCUGACACCAUCAAGACGGUCCCACAGGUGAUGGUCUUAUUUCUCAAAAAUCCAUCUAGGUAUCAGUGAUACUGUGGGUCACCAAUUCUCAUUGCUACUCUAUCCCAAAAGGGAUUCCACUUCUUCACUUUCAAAGAUCCUGGAACGCCCUCAAAGUCUUUCUGACUUGGACUGCCUCAAGUACUUAUUCCAUUUGUAGUUCAGUGACUUCUCCCAUUACAGAGUUCCCCAGGAUUCCGGAGUCUACUGGCAGGGGUCUAAUCACCAGCACAAAUUUACCAAUUUACCAAAAGCUUUUACCAAACAUCUGCUUUCAGUGAGUUGCAGCAGAAUGUCUCUCAGCAUCAAUCUUUUUCGGUUGCACCAAUCAAAAACUGCUUGUAAGCUUCCUUCAGCUAACUCCCAUUGCACUGAACUACCAAUGGCUCCAAUGAACCUUUUAGCACUAAACAUUUUACCAUGGCAUGGAGUCAUAAUCCCUGGGGUCCACUCCUGAGCUCCACAGCCAGCUAAAAGUGGCUCUUGGGACUUCUGAGCCUUAACUGCCUGGAGUCUGCUCACAGUAGCACUUUUGUUCUGUAGAGCUACUUGUAUUUCAGAACACACAUAGUUCCAAACUGCAACUAACCACCAAUCCCAGCAACCAUAUAAAAUGAAAACAGAAAAUCUUCUUAAGAUCCAUUAAUCUCCAUAACCUAACAUUGCCUAGGUUCACUCUGACCUCAAGCCAAUUAUCUCUCUUUUACAAAUUUAUUUUUUGAUAGGUUUUACAUCCUUUCAGCUCACUGAACUGCACACUUUUCAAACUGUGUAGACAUCAUGUUCUGAGUUACAGAAUCUACCUGCUGUUUACAGCUAUAUCUUUUCUACUUUUCUAUUGAAUGAACUUGGGAACCUUCUGACCUGCUAUUUCAUUAGGUAUUCUCGCAAUCACUAAAGGCCAGAAUUUUAAUUAUCUUGACUUCACAACAAUAAAGUUCUCAAAACUAUGUAUUACUUCUAAAAUAUUGACAUGAACCAGGCAAGGUCAGCAAUUGUCACCAACCUUCAAUGCCCUUCAAGUGGAUUGCUUGGGCAUUUCAGGACAGGUAAAAGUCAACCAUAUUACUGUGGGUCUGAAAUUGCAUGUAGGCUAAUCUAGUAAGGAUAACAAAUCUUCUUUUCUAAAGUGUUAUUUGUGAAACAGAUAUCACAAUCAAUGAUAAUUUCAUGGUCAUUCAAACUAGAGUUAUUAAUCAAAUUUAAAUUACCCCAGCUGCUAUUUGAACAUAUGUCCCCAGGGAAAUCGCCUGAAUCUCUGCAUUACUAGACUACUGCCAGAACUAUCAUGCUGCCAUCUACCCUCUUUUAAGGAAAGGAGGUUGAGAAGGAAUUAUUAAGGGAACUCGAGUAAAGGGAAAAAAUUGACUGAAGAGAAAAGCAAAUUUAGAGAAAAAUCCUACAAGUGAAGGCUUUGUGAAGUGAGUCCUCUGACUAUUUGCUUGUCUCAUCCCACAUUCCUUCAUUUUGCGACAGAGUCUACAUACUACGCAUUUAAUUUGUAGCAGGACCACAGCACUAAAAUUUUAAGAUGAGAUAUGCUUGCUGCUCUAGUACUUUGCUUUUGCAUUGAUGUGAACAGCAGUGUAAGAAAAGUUGAACCGGAUACACUGCUUAACUUGGUUUCUUUGUCCAUAGAUGCUGAGCUUCUCCAGCCUUGUGUGUGUUUAUUUCAGAUUUCCAGCAUCUGCAGUAUUUUGCUUUUUCUCCAGCCCCCUCCACCCCUACAAGCUGCUUCUACUUUCAGUAACUUGCUUGGUGUGCCAAUGAAGCAGUAAAAUGAGAUGAGACAAUAGUAACGCUCCAGAGCAGCAAAAAGGAUUUCAGAGUAUGUCCAUGUGAGACAUCACCAUUCAGCUCACUGCAGACAAAGCUUUGAACUUAAUUACAUUAACCAAAAAAAAAGAGGAAGUAUGCCGUUUGAUAGGAAAUACAUUGAAGAGAUGAUAAAUACAUAAAAAGUCCUGAAGGUCUUGCUACCAUAGGUAGCAUACAGCAUAGGUUAUUAUUCCAACAUUUUCUUAAAGUUCAAUAUUCAUCACUACCUCCUCCAGUGUCCACUUCUACACUCUGUUUUGAUCCCUAGGUCCACUUAAUUACUUCCGUCAGUUUUCAUCAUGAAUAAUGUGGUUUUUGAUAGUUACAGAUGCCACCUAUCCCAUGCUUUGAUGUACCUCGAUAUUGUACUCAUUUUGCAUUUAAUUUGUAGCAGGACCACAGCACUAAAAUUUUAAGAUGAGAUAUGCUUGCUGCUCUAGUACUUUGCUUUUACAUUGAUGUGAACAUCAGUGUAAGCAUAUUCACAGUUAAUCAAUGGACAUUCAGAUAGAGACAGGAUAUCUGUAUCUGUUUGGGUCUGUCAUUGUUGUUUCAGUAGUAAUUAAAUCAAUAUCUGCACCUUUUCCAGCACAUCUAAAGUCAAGCCAUAGUCUGCACUGGGUGACCUAGUGGACAAUAGCCACCCAUAAAAGCAGUUGCCUCACUUUUAACUCUUCUGUAAAAAAAUAAUGUAGUGAAGAGAAAAAGUGUUAUUCAAACCCAAUUCAAAGAAAAUUAAGAUUAUGAUUGGUAACAAUCCCAGUUUACUUAGUCUGUUUAGUCCCAACAGCACUUUGAUAGUAUGGCAGGGAGAUGGAACUUCUUGGAACUGCAUUAAUCCUGUUAUAAUUAUCCAAGAUUAAGUUGGCAUUCUGGAAAAGUGCAUUGAGGCUUUGAAAUGAUUUUUACUUCAGUUUGAAAAUAUAGUUUAAAAUAUUAAUGUAUGGUCAAUUGCUACUUAUAAUCUGCUGAUCUGGUACGUUCCUAUAAAUUUACA